UUCCGCCCCAUUAUUCUUCAAACAGAUUUGUUUAUUUGUAGACGCAAUGGGGCAAGGCAAAAGCACAGAUUUUCGUGGAGAGCCCAAAUUCACUCUAACCAACCACAGUGAUGCAGUUCUAGGCUGUGCAUUCUCUCCCGACGACAAACUGCUGAUAUCUGGUUCUGAGGACGGAGUCAUCAUAAUCUGGUCAGUAAAAACGGGCAAACAGAUCAAAGGCUUAAACGCCCACCAAGCAGCAGUGACUGCAGUUUCUUUUUCACCGAGUGGCAGCCAGUUUGUUUCCUCAUCACUCGACUGUAAAGUGAUCCUGUGGCAUCUCGAUAGUUACAAGCCUUUGUUGAAUCUUACUGGUCAUUCCGAUGGAGUCACAGACUGUCGAGUGUCUCCAGAUAACAAGACAAUUGCAUCGUCAUCCAAUGACAAGACAGUUCGAUUGUGGGACUUGGACAAGAAAGGGAAGAGUAAAUCUCUGGUAGCUCACAAGGGUCCAGUCUUGUCUGUCGACUUCUCUCCCGACAAUCUGCUCAUUGCAUCGUGUUCUACAGACAAAUGCGUUUGGCUGUGGAACAGAUCUUCAGGUAAAGCAACACACAAGCUGAGCGACCCCUUCGGAGGGAUAAAGUUUUGCAGAUUCUCGCCUGACAGCAGCAGGCUGGCAACUGCCUCAGACAACACCAUGCGAGUGUGGAAUGUGAUGGUAGGAGAAGUGACGAAUCACAUGAAAGAUCAGCACGAAGGACCCAUUCAGUGCAGUUCAUUCUCUCCUGAUGGGCAAAUGAUAGCAGCUGGUUCUGGCGACAAGACCAUCUCAAUAUGGAACACAUACAUGACAGAAAGCAAACCACUGGUCAUACUGAGCGGCCAUAAAAAUUGGAUACAAAGCUGCAGUUUCAGUCACAAUGGCAAGAUGUUAGCAACAGCAUCGAGUGACAAGACAGUCAUCAUAUGGCAUUGAUCACAGACUUGCACAAGUAAGUCAUUUUUUGAAAUGUACCCUGAAAAUGGGUUCAUUUUCACACUACUGCUCUCAAAUAUAUUGUAGCCAUAGCGCAUGCGCGCCUAAGGUUGAUAUGAGACUUUAGUUUGCUGACUGUGUAACAUGCGUAAACAACUUUCUGAUUAAGCUAUUUCAACGACCUGUAUACCUCUGUCUAUGCAUCAUGAAUGGCAAUAAUGUACAAUGACAAUUGAA
This is a messenger RNA of Corticium candelabrum, 1195 nucleotides long. RefSeq lists its product as uncharacterized. The transcript has a single exon. The record is from RefSeq and is a predicted model, not a curated record. Gene Ontology annotation, molecular function: protein binding. The coding region runs from base 47 to 958 and encodes 303 amino acids. NCBI's taxonomy places the organism in Eukaryota, Metazoa, Porifera, Homoscleromorpha, Homosclerophorida, Plakinidae.